CUAUGUCCGCCUCCUCCUCUUCCUCCUCUUCUCUACUUCCUCUCUAUACCUCUCCUCCUCUACUCCUCCUCCUCUCUAUCAUCUUCUUCUCUACCAUGCACCAUGUCCACUGAAGCCCUCCUCGUCCGUCACAUCACAACCCACCCCUCAAAACCAUCUGAUAUCCCACCCGCCGUCGCUGCCCUCCUCGCAGUCACCUCCAUCCCCCCUCCUCGCUCCUCCUCCGCCUCAAAAUCUCACCGCCGUCGCCACUCCUCCGACCGUCCGAGCUCUGAUCCGGCUCACGGACUAUCCAGAUACCGCGCUUCCUCAUCUUCCUCCUCUCGACGGCCCUCCUCGUCCUCCACUGCCUCCCCUACCUCCGCCUCCGCUGCUCCCGCUACCCCCGGCGAUAUCUCCUCCCAGCAGGCCGCGCACCAUGAACGCACAAAACACCAGCACCACAAACACAAGCACGCCUCCCCGCCGCGCAAACACAGACAUCUGCCGUCAGAGCUCGUCGAGCUACUGACUCCGCCCUCGGUCGAUGACGACGACUCUUCUGUCACAUCCUCAAAGGCUGUCGCGAUCAAACACUCGUCAUCCUCCUCCUCCCUCGCCGCUUUCACUCCCCUCUCCUCCUCGACCUCGCCCCCUGCUCUCUCCUCCUCUGUCUCCUCGCUCGAGUCCUCUCCCCGAACAUCUCCUACAACCCCUCUAUCUGACGAAUCUGAAUACUUCCCGGCCGUCGAUCUCUCAGCUUCUUCUGACUCGGACUCUGACACCUCUACACUAAGAUCCUCGUCCUCCACCUCCACAGUCCGCCACAGCAGCAGUCCUCCCUCGCCAUCACCAUCAAAAUAUGUUUCCGAGUUCGACGUCUGCGGUCUUCCCUCGCGACACCGCAAGCAGCGAUCCGAGUCGAUCUCAGCGUACAACGAAGACCCGCUGUGUGUCGCCGUCGACGAGCACGGCGCCUGCAUCCCUGCCAUCGCCUUUGUGCCGAAAGAGGCGCCGGCACCUACACAACCCCCAUCUCUGACCAUGCUGAUGCGCUCGCGCUCGAGCAAAUCGCUGGCUGAUCGAACGAGCCGGCACCAGCACAGUCAGCACCAGCACCAGCAUCAGCAGCAGGCAGAGCAGCGACAAUCGCAGCGCAAGAAGACGCAGCAGGAGAUCCUGGAUGAGCAGUACACACAGCAGCACAACAGCAUGGUCGCAAAGAUCAACUCCUCGAUCCGGUCACUGAAAUGGAUCGCGUCGUCGAUGGCCCGACACCAGGAAGAGUACAUGCGCAAGGACGAGAUCGACCACCUAGAAGAACCGCGACGAUCACGCAGCACCGACCGCGUUUCGGCGCGCCGGUCGUCGUCGACCUCGACCUCGUCCCCGCACCGCUCGUCUUCUUCAUCCCGCAAGCGAUCUCCGAGCGCGAGCCGUCGACUUCGCUCCGAGAGCGUGCCGGUGCGGCAGACCAGCUCGCGCUCGGUGCGAAACUCGCUCUCGGCUGGCGGCGUCACUGCGAAAUCCACCGCGCGGGCGCUGAUGAUGCACCAGCCUCUUUCUGAGAAACUGAGCGUCUCCUCCUCUUCCUCGUCGUCUUCAUCUGCCUCCUCUCCUGUCACGGACUCGGGCGCAAAAAUCGCGGCGGAGGGCGAAGAAGGCGAAGCCACGUACAUCCCAAUGGAGACCUACGACGUGCAACAGAACUGCCUCCCGAUCCUGCGUCCGCGCGAGCCCCGCAUGAACGGUGAGUUUCUGCGGGUCCUGGCUAUGGAGCUCGAGAUGCGUCGGCAUGGCAAGCUUAGUCCUGAUUUCUACAGCGGCAAGGCGAGGAUGGUGUUGGCGCCGCGGACGGAUUAUGGGCAUUUGAGCAAGAAGCCUAGGAACUGGACUGUGUGGACUGCAUAGGUUCAUUUAUUCAUUUAUUCACAUUCAUUUAUGUUGCUUUUUCUCUUUUAUUAUUGGGUAUUGUUGAACGGUGCACGGGGUAGAUGUCAUUUAUUUCUUUGCAUUUCUUCUUUUCAUUUUCUUAAUCAUUCUCUCGAAUCAUAAAAUGGGCUGGGUUUCUGUUUCUUUUCUUCUUUUGUUAUUUCAAGACGGGGUUUCUACAAUAUAUCAGCAUAUAAUGACACUAUUAUCAACUUAC
Messenger RNA from Myxozyma melibiosi, 2128 nucleotides. RefSeq lists its product as uncharacterized. The transcript has a single exon. The coding region runs from base 103 to 1890 and encodes 595 amino acids. The record is from RefSeq and is a predicted model, not a curated record. Lineage: Eukaryota; Fungi; Ascomycota; Lipomycetes; Lipomycetales; Lipomycetaceae.